Molecule: messenger RNA, 4299 nt
Organism: Callithrix jacchus (white-tufted-ear marmoset)
Lineage: Eukaryota; Metazoa; Chordata; Mammalia; Primates; Cebidae
Source: RefSeq, a predicted model, not a curated record
AUGGCGGCUGCACGACUUCCUUGUUACGUCUUCAAGCGCAAACUGGGGACCGCGGCUCCGAACGCGCAGGGAGGGACUGCGGCCCGCGGCGGCCCCGGCGGCGCGACGAGCGGGAGCGGGCGUGCGGCCGGCUCCGCAGCCCCGCGCCGCGCCGCGCCCCGCUCUGCCCGCGAGCCCGGAGCUCGCGCCCCGCGCACUCCCCGGCCAGCUCGCGCCGGGCCUUCCCCCGCCCUCCCGCGGCCGGGGGCGGGGGCGGCGCGCGGCCGGCUAACCCGAGCUCCGCGGGCGCACAAGGUGGGGGUGCAAGCGCUGGGGUCCUGGCUCCCUCAUCCGCCGGCUGCUGGGGGCGGCGCGGUGGGGCCCGCGGCUCGGAGGGGCGGUGCCCGGCGGGCCGCGCUCCGCGCCGGGUUCGGGCCGUCCCCACCCCCACCACGGUGCACUGCGGCGGUGCGAGCAGGGGCGGCCAUGAACUCGGCCGCCGAGGCUCUGCGAGCGCGCGCGCGGGGCCGCCGCCAGGCCGCUCUCCGAGCCCGCUCGCCUGCCCGCGCGGCCCCCGGGGCUCCCCGGCCCCAAGCCCAGCCCCGGCCCACGCCCUUCCCCGCUCGCACCGCGCCGCGCCGCUGGCGGCCGCCGUACAUCCUGGAGCUGGCUGGUGCUCCAGAGCUCGGCGAGAACGCGCGUCUUCCGGGCCGCCCCGCCAGCCGCCGGCCGCCCCCGCGCCCGCCUCGCCGACGGCCCAGGCCCCCUCCGCACCCCAGCCCGCGCUUACCUGCAGCCUGGCACAGCCACAGACACUGCCAGCUCUCCCGAGUAAGAAACACAGAGAGUGAAGUAAAGGAGGCCCCACAAAGGGAAGAAACACAGUGCCUCCUCUGUAAAGCUCAGACAGUUCCAGCACAGACAGAAGAAGGGGCCAAGUUUCCUCAUUCUGAGCUGCUGAAGGACUUGCCCAUCCCACUGAAGCUUCUACUAGAUGCUACCAGCAAUGACAGUUGAAAGGAUGGACUCAGUAGAGAAUCUAUGCAAUUUUUACUUUUUCUUUUUCCUAUGUUGAAGUUCCACCCACCCACCCCAGCACCUGUGAUAUAUAUAUAUAUAAAUAUAUAUAUAUAUAUAUAUAUUUUUUUUUUAAAGAAAGAAAGAGAAAGGGGGAGAGAGAACAGGAGUCUUGCUCUGCUGCCCAGGCUGGAAUGCAAUCUAAAAAUAGGCAUUAAAAACCUCUUUUAUGCCGAUAACUGUGCUUAACAGCAGAGACAGGAAGGAAUAAGUGGAGAAAAUAACAAACAAACAGCCAACCAAUAUUUCAUUUAAGUCUGUGAAAUGCUAUGCAAAUGCUGAAGAGUGAUUUACUUCCAAUUAUGUGGUCACUUUCAAAAUAGGUGUAAUGUAAUACUGAGAAAAAUGUAUAUUCUGUGGACCUGGGGUGAAGAAUUCUAUAAAUAUUCACUGAGAUGUCCCUGUUAAUUUUCUAUCUCAUUGAUCCAUCAAAUAUUAACAAUGUGGUGUCAAAGUCUCCCGCUAUUAUUGUGUGGGAGUCCAAGUCUCUUUAUAAGUCAUUAAGAACUUGUCUUAUGUACCUGGGUGUUCCUAUAUUGGGUGCAUAUGUAUUUAUGAUCAUUAACUCCUGUUGUUGCAUUGAUCCUUUUACCAUUAUGUAAUGUCCUUCUUUGUUUCUGAACCAUCGUUUAAGAGUUAAGUUACAGAUAUGCUUCUUUCCCCUAAGUACCUCUGUGUGUAUUUCCUUAAAAAGGAUGCUCUUUUACAUGACUACAGUACAAUACUCAAAAAAAUUUUUUUGAGAUGGAGUCUUGCUGUGUUGCCCAGGCUGGAGUGUAGUGGCACAAUCUCAGCUCACUGCAGCAAUAUCUGCCUCCCAGGUUCAAGUGAUUCUCUUGCCUCAGCCUCCCAAGUAGGUGGGAUUACAGGCACGCACCACCAUGUCUGGCUAAUUUUUGUAUUUUUAGUAGAGAUGGGGUUUCACCAUGUUGGCCAGGCUGGUCUUGAACUCCUGACCUCAAGUAAUCUGCCCACCCUGGCCUCCAAAAGUGCUGGGAUUACAGGCGUGAGCCACCAUGCCCAGUCCAAAAUUAAGUAUUUAACGUUAAUACAAUAUAAUACUAUUAUCUAAUGUGUUCAUGUUUAUAUUUCACCAAUUGUUUUAAUAAUGUCUAUAAUAAUGCAUAUCAAUUUUUUCCUGCUCCAAAAUUACUCAUUGCAUUUAGCUAUCAUGGAUGUGCCCUUUGUUAUUUAUUUCUUGUUUUUUAAUAAUUAAAAUCAUUUAUUUAUUUUUCCAUAAGUUAUGGGGUACAGGUGGUAUUUGGUUACAUGAGUACGUUCUUUGGUUGUUUUUUGUGAGAUUUUGGUGCUUCCAUCCCCCAAGCAGUCUACACUGCACCAUAUUUGUAGUCUUCUAUCCCUUGCCCCAUUCCCUUCCCUCCCACUCUUCCCCUCAAGUCCCCAAAGUCCACUGCAUCAUUCUUAUGCCUUUGUAUCCUCAUAGCUUAGCUCUCACAUAUCAGUGAGAACAGACAAUGUUUGGUUUUCCAUUCCUGAGUUACUUCACUUAGAAUAAUAGUCCCCAUCUCAUCCAGGUCACUGAAAAUGCUGUUGUUUCAUUCCUUUUUAUGGCUGCAUAGUAAUCCAUCAUAUACAUACCACAGUUUCUUUAUCCACUCGUUGAUUGAUGGGCAUUAGAGUUGGUUUCAUGACUUUGCAACUGUGAAUUGUGCUGCUAUAAACAUGCAUGUCCAAGUAUCUAUUUCAAAUAAUGACUUAUUUUCCUCUGGGUAGAUACCGAGUAGUGGAUUGUUGGAUCAAAUGGUAGUUCUACUUUUAGUUCUUUAAGGAGUCUCCACACUGUUUUCCAUAGUGGCUGUACUAGUUUACACUCCUACAGCAGUGUAAAAGUGUUCCCUGGAAUAGUCCCCAUCUCAUCCAGGUCACUGAAAAUGCUGUUGUUUCAUUCCUUUUUAUGGCUGCAUAGUAAUCCAUCAUAUACAUACCACAGUUUCUUUAUCCACUCGUUGAUUGAUGGGCAUUAGAGUUGGUUUCAUGACUUUGCAACUGUGAAUUGUGCUGCUAUAAACAUGCAUGUCCAAGUAUCUAUUUCAAAUAAUGACUUAUUUUCCUCUGGGUAGAUACCGAGUAGUGGAUUGUUGGAUCAAAUGGUAGUUCUACUUUUAGUUCUUUAAGGAGUCUCCACACUGUUUUCCAUAGUGGCUGUACUAGUUUACACUCCUACAGCAGUGUAAAAGUGUUCCCUGGUCACCGCAUCCCCACCAGCAUCUACUGUUUUUUGAUUUUUUGAUUAUGGCCAUUCUUGCAGGAGUGAGGUGGUAUCCCAUUAUGGUUUUGAUUUGCAUUUCCCUGAUCAUUAGUAAUGUUGAUCAUUUUUUCAUAAUGUUUGUUGGCCAUUUGUGUACCUUCUUUUGGGAAUUGUCUAUUCAUGUCCUUAGCCCACUAUUUGAUGGGAUAUUUUUUUCUUCGCAAUGUAUAGAUUGUGAAGAUUUUCCCCAACUCUGUGGUUGUCUGUUUACUCUGCUGUUCCUUUUGCUCUGCAAAAGCUCUUUAGUUUAAUUAGGUCCCAGCUAUUUAUCUUUGUUUUUAUUGCAUUUGCUUUUAGGUCCUUGGUCAUGAAAUCCUUACCUAAGCCAAUGUCUUGAAGGGUUUUUCCAAUGUUAUCUUCUCUAAUUUUUAUAGUUUCAGGUCAUAGGUUUAAGUCUUUAAUCCAUCUUGAGUUGAUUUUUGUAUAAGGUAAGAGAUGAGGAUUCAGUUUCAUUCUCCUACAUGUGACUAGCCAGUUAUCCCAGCACCAUUUGUUGAAGAAGGUGUCCUUUCCCCACUUCAUGUUUUUGUUUGCUUUGUCGAAGAUCAGUUGGCUGUAAGCAUUUGGGUUUAUUUCUGGGUUCUCUAUUCUGUUCCAUUGGUCUAUAUGCCUAUUUUUGUACCAGUACCAUGCUGUUUUGUUGACUAUGGCCUUAUAGUAUAGUUUAAAAUCAGGUAGUGUGAGGCCUCCAGAUUUGUUCUUUGUGCUUAGUCUUGCUUUGGCUAUGUGAGCUCUUUUUUGGUUUCAUAAUAAUUUUAGAACUGUUUUUGCUAAUUCUGUGAAGAAUAAUGGUAGUAUUUUGAUGGAGAUUGCAUUGAAUCUGUUGAUUGCUUUUGGCAGUAUGGUCAUUCUUGCAAUAUUGAUUCUAUCCAUCCAUGAGCAUGGGAUAUGUUUCCACUUGUUCAUGCUGUCUAUGAUUUCUUUCUUUUUUCCUUUACUUUUCUUUUUUUUUUUUUUUUUUUUGAGAUGGAGUC